Myripristis murdjan (pinecone soldierfish) is the source of this 381-nucleotide messenger RNA. RefSeq names its product parvalbumin, thymic-like. Lineage: Eukaryota; Metazoa; Chordata; Actinopteri; Holocentriformes; Holocentridae. Gene Ontology annotation, cellular component: cytoplasm. The record is from RefSeq and is a predicted model, not a curated record. The transcript has 4 exons. Gene Ontology annotation, molecular function: calcium ion binding. The coding region runs from base 49 to 381 and encodes 110 amino acids.
UUCGCACCAGACUGCAGCAUCGACCGGCAGAUAAUCUCCAUCGUCAUCAUGGCUAUCACCGACUUCCUCGCAGCCUCGGAUAUCACCUCAGCUAUUAAUGCUUGUAAAGCGAAAGAUUCCUUUAGCCCGAAAAUGUUUUUCAAAACAGUGGGCUUGUCCAAGAAAUCGCCAACGGAGAUCGAGAGGGUCUUCAAGAUCUUGGACCAGGAUAAAAGCGGCUACAUAGAACAGGAUGAGUUACAGCUGUUCCUGCAGAAUUUCUCCAAGGGAGCAAGGCCUCUGACUGCAGCUGAGACCAGAGCUUUCCUCCUGGCAGGAGACUCAGAUGGUGACGGAAAGAUUGGCUGGGAAGAGUUUUCUGCACUGGUAAAGUCUUCAUAA